AUGGAUUUUAUGGGCGCUUUUUUCCUAAACCUGAUUGCCAUCGGGACUGCUUUUAACUUAGACCGGAGCAACCGGCCGCCCUGGCUCACGUACAGCUAUGAUUUUCUUAUCCGCUGCAACAGUUCAGUGACGGGGAUCUCACUUGAUGGCAUUCCGACGGGGAUCUCACUUGAUGGCAUUCCGCCAGAGAUCCGGAGGGACUGGGUUGGUGUUUGUCGUCCGGAUCGGCUGACAUUGGCGUGGAUGAGGCGUACAAUGCUCCAGAAAGCCGGAGGCUGUCAGCAGCAGACAGCGGCUCAAACGAGGAAGCGAGGCCGGAGAGGAGGUGUCUGUCAGCAGCUGUGGAGACUCGGACUCUGCCGCUUGCCACUUCCCUCAAUUGUCUUCGGCAAUGUACAGUCUCUGAGGAGUAAAGUGGAUGAGCUUCAGGCGAACGUGAAGCAUAUUCCGGAGUACAGGAAUGCCUGUGUGAUCGUUCUGACUGAGACCUGGCUUAAGGAUUAUGAUCUGAAUCAGGAUUUUGAAAUUGACAGCUUCGGUCAGCCGUACAGGCUGGAUCGUGAUGCACACAUCACCGGCAAAUCACUGGGAGGGGGCGUGUGCCUGUAUGUUAAUUCUCGCUGAUGCAAGACUGUCAAAGUGAGAGAAUCUAUAUGUAGCCCACAUUGAACUUUUAUCCGUCUCACUGCAUCCAUUCUAUCUGCCACGGGAAAUUCCACAAAUCUUCCUAUCUGUGGUUUAUAUACACCCCAGAGCUAAUAUGGCAGAAGCAGCCUCCUCCAUUGCUAAACUUGUGCAUCAAAUGCAAAGUAUUUGCCCCGAUGCCCCACAUUUUAUUCUUGGUGAUUUCAACACUUGCAGUCGGAAAAACACCUUGGCCCCCUGUACCAACAUGUAAAUUGUCCAACACGAGAUGGGAAAACACUGGACCUGUGGUAUGGCACUAUGAAGGGGGCUUUUAAAUCUUUCCCACUGGCUCCACUUGGCUCCUCGGACCAUAACUGUGUCCUUCUUGCUCCUGUCUACCAGCUGGCCCUCAAAAGGGGCAAGGUUGAGCGCAAAGAAGUUGCUAUGUGGAUAGAGAGUGCUAUUCGUGAACUGAAUGGUUGUUUGCAGAGCACUAACUGUGAUGUUUUUAAAGAAUCUUGUUCCGAUCUAGAUGAACUGACCCACACUGUUGUGAGCUACAUCACCUUCUGUGAAGAGUCAAUCAUCCCAAGGAAGCUAAUCACAGUGUAUCCCAAUAAUAAGCCUUGGGUCAGUAAAUCCUUAAAAAACUCUCUCAAUAAGAAGAAGUUGGCUUAUUAUCAAGGAGACAUCACUCAAAAAAAAGAAGCACACAAACUAGUAAAAAGGGAAAUUAAGCUGGCAAAAAGGCAGUACAAGGACAAAGUCCAAGAUGAACUUAAAGCUGGUAAUUCUCGCUCUGCUUGGAGGGGAAUAAAAUCUAUGGUGGGAAUCAAGGACAGAAAAAGAGUGUCUAAUGCUGACAGAGCUGAAUUAAAUCAAUUUUUUUUAAGAUUUGUUUCAAAUGACUUUUCUGAUGAACUGUCCAUAUUCAGGGCUGCCCCAGUAAGCAGUCAGAUUCAGAUUGAUGAAAUCAGUGUGUGGAGCACUUUUGAAAAGGCAAAUGUAAGGAAAAGUCAGGGGCCCGAUGGCAUUAGCGGUUGACUACUUAAAUGCUGUGCCCCAUUCUUAAGUGGAAUCUUUGCAUUUAUUUUUCAGCAGUCUUUGUCACUUAAAGUUCCUUCACUGUGGAAAGAAUCCAUUAUUGUUCCCAUGGCAAAAGUCCCAUCACCAAAAAUACUGAAUGACUAUCGUCCCGUGGCCCUCACAUUAGUAGUAAUGAAGAGUUUUGAGCGCUUAGUGAAGAAGGGGUUACUUUAUAUGGCACAGGCAGUGAUUGAUCCACUCCAAUUUGCCUAUCAAUCCAGGAAAGUGGUUGAGGAUGCAGUGGCAACACUGUUGAAUUUAGUUGUAAAGCACCCUGAGGGUAGGAAGACACAUGCAGUUUUAUGCUUUGUUGAUUUUUCUUCAGCCUUUAACUGCAUGCAGCCAUAUGUUCUUGCUAACAGACUUUCAAAAAUACCCAGCAUUAACUUUGGAACCAUAUGUUGGCUCGUUGAUUUUCUGACAGCAAGACCACAGAGAACUUGUGUCAAUGAUUGUCUUUUUGAGACCCCGCUGUGCUCCACAGGCUCACCUCAGGGGCGUGUUCUGUCCCCUUUAUUGUUCAUGCUCUACACUAAUGACUGUAAGAGUAUGUUUGAUUCGAGGUUCAUCAUAAAAUUUGCUGAUGAUUCAUUUAAGAUAAAUGGACCACCGGGAGGCGCCAGGCGGAGGGAUUUUAUGCGAAAGGAAGUAGUUCCAAUCAUUCCACUUAAAAACAGAUCUGUCUUGUAAUAUUAAAUUAUCUUUUUUUAGCAUGGGGACUUCCCAACCUACCAGUCGUCCACACGACCGUUUUGGAGUCAUUUGAUCAAGUCAAGUCAAGAAAUCUUUAUUGUCCCCGAGGGGCAAUUUGUGGUGCAGCCAGCAGCAAAACAGAGGCAACAUUAAAAUACACAGCAAUAACAUGACAGGUUAAAAGGAUUAAAAAUAUACAAAAUGACAAUACAUAAGUGCAAUACCACGAUAAGGGACAGAAGAGAGGGAGUAAAGUGACCACAGUGCAUACUAGCUGGUAUUGUUCAGGAGGCCAGGAGAGCUGCGAAAACGCAGGAGAAACUCGGCCAUAUUGGAGCGGUUCCUUGUGCUCGCAGAGUCCGCACAUAAAGUGGAAUAAAAGUAUCCAGAGGACAGUGAUGCCCGUCAAACCAAUAUGGUUAAGCUUUAUCACAUGUGGAUCAUCUUAGGGUGAGUGUUAGUAAUGAUGUAAAAACGAGACAGGACAGGUUAGAAAACACAGAGCACACGGGAGCUGCUGCUGCCUGUCGCCAUUACCAGCGCCAAGAUGAGGCAUAUGAUGGCAUAUUUGAUUAGUUAAAUAGCCCGUGUAGGAGAAUCUCUUCAUACAUUUAGGUUAAGAAAUAUAGAGUAAUUAUCUUUUAGUAAGGAGCUACAAAUAAUCUAGGUUGGCCUGCUCCUGCAGCCUCAUGACCCUAGGCUGUCUUGCAGGAGCCCGAACUAUCUGUCUGUUGGAACAUCUAAUCUCUGCCAUGGGCAGCCCUCUGCACACACACACACACACACACACACACACACACACACACACACACACACACACACACACACACACACACACACACACACACACACACACACACACACCUAACAGCAUAAAAGAGAGUAGAAGAAAAGCUAGGGAGGCUUCCUUUGGUCUUGGUCGAGACUCUGUUUGUCAUCUGUACUGAUUUCUACAUCUGUACAAUUAAAGACGCCCAGGCUGUUCUUCAGAUCUCAUACUGUCUCCUGUGCAUUGUUUUACUGAGUUUAUGCUGGAUUUUCCACAACAUAAUGACGAGCUUUAGCCAGAAUUCAUUACGGGGGACAAGGGACCAUGGUUCUGCAAACUUCUCAUGGGAUAAGGACACUCUGUGCACACAAAAAGAAAAAGGUAGGAGAUUUCCUAAAAUUUAGUUGAGAGUUAUUUUCCCUGUGAGGUGGUGCGGACUACUGUUCUCUGUCCUCUUCGAAUCAAAGAACCUAGAAUAGAAAUAAGAGGAGACAGUGGGAAUGAAGACAGUCUGAGAAAACUGCAUGCAUGCAGUCAGCUGAUCAAAGUGUGCUAAAUUUGGGAGAGGAAGCCAAUUUAAAUUGAAUAUAUAUCAGCUGAAUAUAGGGGAAACUGCAGUUGGUUGUGUGAGACCGCCUCACGCUGUUAUACGUGUGAGACUAUAUGAAACUAGUAGACUGGGUGCAGAGAGGCACUUCGUCUCCUUCAAUGUGUGAGACCGCCUCACACUGCUAUAUGUGUGAGACUGUCAUAUGUGAAGCUAUAGACUGGGUGCAGAGAAGCACUUCGUCUCCUUCAAUGUGUGAGACCGCCUCACACUGCUAUAUGUGUGAGACUGUCAUAUGUGAAGCUAUAGACUGGGUGCAGAGAAGCACUUCGUCUCCUUCAAUGUGUGAGACCGCCUCACGCUGCUAUAUGUGUGAGACUGUCAUAUGUGAAGCUAUAGAUUGGGUGCAGAGAGGCACAAGGCCAGUAGUUAAGUGGAACUAGCUAGACUGGGUGCGGUGCAGCACAGGCCAGUAGUUUGGGGAGACAGCCUGGCCCGGGUUGUGAUGUGUUUUUAGGCUGAAUGCCUGGUGAUAAAAGGUUCUGGGUAAUUGUUGGGAUAACAAGGGGAGUGGCAGGCACGAGUGUGUCUGUCCAUUGUUGAACUGUGAGUUUUAGGUCAUUCUUUUAUGAGCUCUGAAAGGUGGUAGCCGACGGACGAGCAGAUUCAUCUAGUAAUACAUACGUGGAUUUUCUUUCUGGAAAACUCCACUAGAAAGGAGGAUUUGUCAUGCGGAGUUCCGCUGAGGCUUAAGAAAAAGCCAAAAGGAGAACGAAAGUGGCAUAUUUCCUUAUAAAUUCUGAUCCAGACUCUAGAGGGCCGAAUAAGUAUAAUGACGGAAUAUUACAUAUUUGAAAUGUACAUAUAUAUAUCUCUUUUAUAUAUCAAAGACCUCACAAAAUCAGUGUUAUAAUUGGACUUAAAUUACAGAUACAGAUUGGCUUGAUGAGCAGGAGAUAGAAAAAGAGGUCAAUAAGGAUCGGCUGAAAAGCCUAUUCAGGGAUCCCAAUUGAACAAGCACAUCCCAUAUCUCCUGACCAAUUGUAGAAAAAUCACACAAAUUGGAAAAAUCAAAACAAGAAUCAGGAAUAAAAACUGAGGACUGAUCCUCAACACAGGAAUUGUAGGAAUGUUAAAAAAGUACAAAACACUUAAAUUAAUUUAAAGUAAAAGACUGCUGACUGACUCCAGUGACUGACUUUGACUUCAAACACGUGUGAAAGGGUAUACCGUGUGGGUUGAUUGGAUCUUUGUGUGUGUCCGUUUUGCUCUGUGUCAACUAAGUUCUCUGGCAGUGUUCACAGCCAGACUCUGCAUCUCUGUGUGUGUUAUGUUAUUCAAAGAUUGCUGUGUUUUCCUCACUUGUGUUUAUUUCAUAGUUGUUUAUGUGAAUACUGUGCUCAUUGCGGACAUGUUAUCAGUUGAGACAUAGAAGGUUAAAUACUCCUGGGAAAGAGGUUCUGUUCCUAGUACCAUGAUGAACACUCCUGAUAUGAAGGUUUUAGCUUAUGCUUCAAUAUUAUUAUGAUUUUUUUUGUUGUUUACACGUCUUAUGCUCCUUAACAAAUUUUCUGUGUUAAAGCUGCUGAAAUAAUGUUUGUGAAAGUAUAAAAGAUACAAAAAGGGGAAAAAGAAAUGAGGUACCACAAGUGCAAAACUUCUAAAACUUCAAAUCAAAGGGUUGCUUCUAUACAUUUGCUGUUUCUGCCAAAAUACUGUGUUUUUUAAAUAUUAUUGAAGCUGUUAAUAUCAACACUGACUAUAGAACUUCAGUUAAGGCAAAAGCUUUAUACUGUGUAUUUUUUGGGAAUUUUACAAAACUGCUGGGGAUCGAGUUUUAAUGUGUGUGCUCAUUUGAAUAAUAAAUUCUACAAAAACCAUGACCAGAAAGGGAAGAUUAGUUUAACUCCAAUUGCAUUGGUAGGGUUUAAAUAUCAUGAACACUUAAAUGAUAUCCAAAAACUUACAAAAGAAAUGGGGACAUUGAGUCAAGGGGUUUGAAUUUUUAUGACCUAAAGGAGGCACAUCUGAUGUGACUGUGUGUGAGGAUUUGGAGCAGUGAAUUUAAGAGCAUAAACACAAAGAUAAAAGUAAAACACGCAAAAACAAGAGAUUUGGAACUAAAAGUACUGGACAUGUUCAAAAGUGAAGGCCAACACUAUUUAUGAAUAAAUUAAAGAUUAGGCUUGCAGAGCUAGAAAGCAAUAAGGAGAAGGUGGAGAAAAGAAAGUCACAAACAUGGAAAAUAGGUAAAACAGAAAAGAGAUUCUGCAGCCAAAUCUAGUAUCAGAAAACAUAGAAAAUGAUCCUUCUCUGUUAGGGAGAGUUAAUAUAAUAUGUGAUUUUGAGUUUGCUGAGGGAGACAAAGCCCACAACAAACCUUUGCCCGAUUCCCUGAGGUAAAGAUCAUAAGUAAUUGAUAUGUGAAUGAUAAUGCUGAUAAUGCUGAACAAUUAUAUCUGGCCCAUAAGAUCGUAUCAUAUUUGUAUUAUUAUUGGCCCACCAGUAUGAAGUCUAUAGAUUUCUUCCAGUAUAAUAAUGUAAACUAGAGGCUGUAUCAUUCACUUCCAUUCAAAGCGCUGUGCAGCCGGUCUGUCCCCCUCUGGCGUUCUCAAAACACCGGGCAGCUAUUAGCUUUUAUCUUCCACAAAUGCCUUUUUGUUCCUCAUAUCAGACUAAAAUAACUCCCAUAAUAUUAUUUUUUACAUUCCAAGUAUUUAUUUCAAAACUGUGCACUCUGGUUUUCAAGUUUGGCAUCUCAGAAAAAUUCCCUUUUAGUCACAUGUAGUCUCAGUAGUAUUUAAAAAAUGUGGAAAACUUCACUGAAAUUUUAAUCUGAUGGUUACCAUGAAUAAGUAAUCCAUCUUGGUGAUUCCCUAGACUCCCAGUACAUUUACAACUACUGAAUUACUUUUAUCACUACUAGUUGAAAAAUGCACACUUAUUCCUGUUCCAAACUUUGAUAUUUUCUGCCCUUAAACAUGGUAGUGAAUGAAAAAUGAUCCCGUGUCCAGCUACCUAAUUUCCUUGCUUUUUCCUUUAUGCCCUUCAUAUGGGAAAAUGCUAGGAAAUUAUGUACCGGUAUAUUUGUUCUGCUGUUUCAUGUGGGUUGAAUUAAUCUAAAGAUUAUUUGUAUAGCAAUGUGACACGAGUCAUUGGACAUAGUAUGGGAUAGGAAUACUAAUAUUUGGAAUUUGUGAGGAGGAAAACAGUUUGAACUGCAUUUAAGAUUAUUCCUAGACUUUGACGAUUACAAUACUUGAUUAUUUUAAUAUUGCCGAAAGAAGUAAUGUAUGAUUUCAGGCAAAAACACUGGGUCUGAAAGGAGGGACCGACAUCCAAGAGAGUGUUUGGAAUGUGAUGCAGGCCACAAUAACAAACUCCUUAGCCAAGAACAUUAAUAUGAGAGGCUUUAACGGGAAGAUUGGCUUCCAGCGCCUACGCAUAAGGGAUGUGGUGUUUGGUAAGUUUACCUUGAUGCCAGUACUGUCUUUCAUGUUUAAGAGUCAUCAAAAGUUAUUCACAUUUACAUUUGGGUUCUUAGGGAAUGAAAAAGAGAGGAUAAGAUGAGGAAAAAAGGAAGGGGAGAAAAGGGAGAAAAAAGGAAGGGGUGCAGGAAGAGAUUAAAGAAAAGGAAUAAGAAGAGACCAGAGGAGGGUGGAGGAAGACAAAGAGGUGAGCUGACAAGUAUGGUAGGGGAGAUAAAAACAACAACAUGAUUUUAUCUAUUAUGUCAGUAGAGGUAGUAGGACUCAGUUCUGUUUAUAGAAAACUGGUUAGGUGGUGGGAAUUAAAGGGGACCUGCCAUCAAAAUUUCAUACCCAUUUUUAUCAUUUUUUCAUAAUCCUUGAUGUCCUCUGAUCAUGUUUGCAUCAUAAUUUUAGCUGAAAAGUUAUUUGAUGGUUUGUUUUAGUAUGCCUAAAAAACCUUACAGGAAAACCAACAGAUUUUGGCUCAUUAACAUUUAUGAUAAUGAGCUUUGCUCUGAUUGGAUCGCUGCUGUGAAGCCUGCUGUGCUCUGAUUGGCUCAGCAGUGGAGGUUCGGAUUUCGGUUUAUCCAUUUUGCUAAUGUGUGCUAAAGUAAGGUGCCCAGAUGUCUGUAAUGAUAUCCGGGAAUAUUCGUUUCGGCGGCGGGGAGGGUGCAGGGGCUGCAGGGGCUGCAUGAUCACAGACAAAAUCUACUACUACUAUUUAGUAGCAGCGCAUGCCCCUUGUAAUAACCCCCGUAAGAACUUUUGUUCAGGACUGCUUACUUGUGCUUCCUACCCAUUCGGCUACUGUAAUAACCGUUGUUCGAGCCCACACGCAACAUUUUUGUUCUCAUUCAUGAAACGCUUAAAUCGGGGACAUUUUCGGGGACAGCUUUUGCCAGGGACAGGUCAUCUCAUUCGGGGACUGUCCCUGGAAAUCGGGGACGUCAGGUCACCUUAUGCUAAAGGCUAAAAAUGGCAGGUAUUAAACCAUAUAUUUUAGACCCCAAGUCCGAAGAGGAGGUGGAAGUUGAAGAAGAAGCCGGAGAGCUCCAGCUGUGUUUUCUCAUUCAUUCUGCCCAGCUUUUAGUUCAUUUUCCCGGCAGUGAACCCAAGGAAACACCGGUCGUUUGGAAGAGACCCAUAGUGGAUACAGCGGAAGCUGGGUCUCGCUCUGGCUGGAGAGUGAUGUUGACUGUGAAUGAGUAUGGGAACGAGAGAGUGGGCGCGGCUCACCGAGGACGCGCUCGUGAAUAAUAAUGAGCAAGGUCAGCGCGACGUCAGAAGGACCUGCUUUUUCAAUUGGCCUGGUUUACCCGUUUCUUUAUUUUAAACCUUUACAGAAUGCAAACGACGGAACGGUUUGUUUUCACAUUUACAACACAAGACGAACAGAAUAUGGACCUUAUCUGACACAAAAACACACAAAAUUACAUUUUUGAUGGCAGGUCCCCUUUAAGAAUGUUGCUCUACAUGUAUAGACUAAUUUUGCUUCAGUUCAGUAGAGUAGAACUUCAGUAGAAAGCCUUAUACCAAUUCAUGCCAUUGCUAUUGUGUUUUCCUAAAGAAAUUGUGGCAAACUGUGUUUUGGAUCACAUGGAGCCACACAAGAUUUAAAAUAAGCCGUCAUGUGCCUUCUUGGGUUCCAUACUACUCCACCACGUAACCUGGGAUGGGAUGGGACAUAACACUACUCAUUUUUAAACUGUGUGAUUGUGUGAUACAACGUUCAGUUUAGGCUUUCCGCAGUAUACCGUAUACACGUCAUUGCGGUGAAAUACAGUCACGGUGGCGACACCGUGAGAUUGCUGAGCUCAUGGUGUCGUAAUUCCAAUAUUAUGUAGCGCCGCCGGCGUGUAAAGCGCACGUUACGCCUCAACACAAGCGCGACUUGCCAUAAUAAAGAUAUCACUUCAGGUUCACAUUAACAUUAGUGGUCAGUCUGGGCUACAGUAAGACAGCAGCACCAAAAUAUUGAACCAUUUCCUACCUGUGUGAUGCUGCGGAGUGCUGGAAAAAACACGAUUGUAUAUUCCAUUAGUUCUGGGCAGGCUGCCAUGCCCAUGAUGAUAAUGCGCUGCCCCCCGUAAAUGGUUCAGUCCAACAAUCAAGCACCCCCCAGGAAAGGUAGUUUUGGUAUCAAACACACCUAAGGCGACGCCCCGCCAUAUCCACAUGAUCCAUUCCAGGAAGCGUGCACAAAGCAUGGCAUGAUGAUGGCAGACUCCUCCGAACCAGAGGCAGAGAUAAUAUGCUCGAGCGCGGACCCAGUUGGCCCGCAGCCCCCUCCUUCACCGGUUAGACAAGACACACCACACAGACAGACACACAUUUUGCUUAAAUAAAGCAAUGUUUUCUUUUGAGGAUGAUCCUUGUGUGCUUUGGUUGUCAUUUCAUAGCCCCUAGUAAAGUUUUUUUUAUUAUAUAUAUAUCGUCACCGUGAGAUACCGCGGUGUAUGGUACUGUCACUGUACUGUACUGCAAAAUCUCAAACCGUGGAAAGCCUAGUUCAGAUAUACUUUCUCCUAGAGUGCCAGCUCAUUACGGCAAAAUCUGCAAAAUUACAUGCCUUAUGUGUAGAUGUCACAUCAGAAUGUCACUAAGACCUGGUUAGUGGAAUUUGGUUAAUGGAAUAAUGGCUAAUGGAAUUCAUGUUUAUAUGUAUGUUCUAGCUGCCGUGAGGUGCAACAGACUAAUGAGUGGGGCCACUGACCAGGAAAUUGAUACCACUGUGAAGAGAUGGCUACACCUGGCCCCUGAUCGAGAUGGUGGGAGGAAAGAAUGGAUGCAGAGGAAGAGCAAUGAAGAGGAAAGGAGAAAUUAAUGAUGGCACCCAUUUGUAAACUCAUUCCUCUAGUUGUGGCCAUCUAGCUUUUAGCCUGCAAAGCUUUUUUUGUUCUAUUCAUUGUAGGAAGACUAACUCUGCUGCUUGAUUACUGUUUUCAGCUGCAUAUUUCACUACUUGUAACUUGUAAUCAGCAGAGUGUGAUUUUCUUUUUGGGGGCAUUUGUGUUCGUUAUUUAGAUGUCUUUAGAGUGUGUAAUGUACAGACAUUUUUACAUUGUAUUGUAUUGUUAUUGUAUUUAUAAAUAAAUAUUUGAUACUGUCAUUGUUUGGGCAUUUUGUUUUCUGGGCCAAAUACGACAAGUGAGUGUAUUGAAGAAUUGGCUUGAUACGGUUUAGUUAAGGCUGACAUCUGGAACCAGUUCUGAAACCUGUCUGUUCCUACUUAGGGCCAGCUGUGGUCAUACAGGUGGCUGACAUCUAGGAAAAAACAAAAACUUUUCUGGCCCAACACUAGGGCAGGACAGGGCCACAUAUGGCUAUAUAGGUGGCUGAGACAUGGCAAAAUCAUGGGCCAUAUGUGGCAACCAGAUGUGGCCCUCCCAAGUGCCGUAAUUCAUUGCGAUAUGUGGGCCGAGUGUGAGUGAGUUGUGUGGCCCACUACUGGGCCAGACUAAUUUUGCUAUGUGGGAUGUGUCUAAAACCAAAGACAUGAUUCUAGAUUUUAGAAAGAAUCCACCUGUCAAAGCUUUAACCUUUGUUAAUGGCAAAGAGGUAGAGAUUGUAAACCAGUACAAGUAUCUAGGCACCAUCCUGGAUGACAAACUUUCCUUUGAGACCAACUCAGAUGCCAUCUGCCAAAAGGCAAAUCAGAGAUUAUUUUAUCUGAGGAAACUGAGGUGUUCUAAUGUUGACAAAAAGCUUCUUUAAAUGUUAUAUUCGUCUUUUAUUGAGUCCAUUUUAACUUUUGCUAUGGUCUGUUGGUUUGGUAACCUCAGCAUCACAAAUAAAAACAAGCUGAGGAGUAUUGUCAAACUCUGCCAAAAAACUAUUGGCUUGAGUCUGAAUGAUCUUGACUCUGUUUUUAAAACCAGAGCCACUCAGAGGGCAAAGGCCAUUCUGGCAAACCCUCUCCAUCCUCUUCAUGCUGAGUUUCAGCUUCUCUCGUCUAAGAGAAGGUACACUUUCACUUGCAAGGCUAAAUCAUAUUGGUACCUUAAAUCCUUUGUCCCAACAGCCAUUGGCUUUUUAAACAAGCUGUAGGCAGGCAUGAUGGAAAUGAUGCACCCUUAGUUUGUGCUGACUCUGUGUAUUUAUAUAUUUACUGUAUUUGUGUGUGGUAUUGGAUGUAUGCAUUUCUGCAGUGUGAGGUAUUGUAAGAAUAUGUGUUUUUAACUUCUGUUGCAAACUGAAUUGCCCUUAGGGCACAAUAAAGAUUUUCAAAUCAAAUCAGAAGGCGACGGUUUUUAACUCCCACUUAAUCCGUACAGCACGUGAACAGAGACAACCGGUAGUUCUCAUCCUUCCUUCUCAAUAGUGCCACCGCGUCAUCCUGCUGUAGUCUUCAUCUAUCAAGGUAAUUGUGAUUAUAAUUGUGAUAAGCGCACAACAGGCGACACGCCACAACAUGUAUCCAUUUUGUCCGUUGCCACUUUACGGGGUGAGCACAGCAUGAAAAUAGUCCUUUCCAUGAUGUUACAUGGUGUUAGCCACGAUGUUAGCCACUAGCCGUAUGUUGCGAGCACUAAGCAGCUAUUUUUAGUUGAACCAGAGGCGAACUUGCUAGCUGCAAGUGUAUAUCUCUAAGUGUAUUAACUGUUCACAAAAAGAGUUUACCUGGAACUAACCAGUUGGUGGUUCAUGGGUUCAGUGUGCCGCAGAAGAUAUAUAUGUCAUGAGUCUAUUGGUUCCAAAUAAACUUGUUGUUCUAAAGAGUUAAUGUGCUCAAAAAUGUCUGUGUCACGCAAAGUAUUGUUAUAAUAAUGAGAAAAUAUCAAUUUUAUGCACUUGAUGGGGUUCUGCAAAAAUCCCAAUCUGUGCUGACUCAGAUUAUUAGUUGCUGAUGAUUAUUUAUUGCACUGAAAUGUGCCUGACACUGUGGAAACCUGCCGGUGAGGAAUCGGUGACGUAUGCCGGUACGCCGCUGGUCUACCAAAAUACUACUAGACUAGCUGCGCUCUGCCUGCGCUGAAAGCUGACCAGGUUUGAAUCGGCGAGCUUUCAGCGCACUUUACACGCCACUGGCAAGCACGAAAAGUGUCACUGCGCCCGCUGACUCUGUCAACACCUCCCCCUGCCACGCCACCACGCCCAGCUUGGUGGAUCUCGGUUCACCUCCGUGCGCCUCAGUCCACGAAAAUACCAAACUGGCUGUACGCCGGGCUCCGCCAGACGAAGAUACAACUGCGCGGGGUCCGCCACCCUCCGUUGCCUCACCAGUGUACACGAAAAUAGAGCCCUAAGAUUGAGAUUGAGAGGUCAGAUGUUUUUCACGACAAUGAAUUUGUGAUGCAAAUGGAAAACUCAUUUGAAAAUAUGUUGUUUUUUGGUGCAAAAUGCUUUAUCUAUGUGAACCAAUCAAUUAUGUGGAACUACUUUCUGCCUGUCGGAAACCGCACCAAAACUCCACUCAUAGGAUGCAGUGGGGGAAUAGUCACUGCUGAUAAACCACACUGGUGGAGAGGAGCUCAUACAACAUAAUAUCAAAAAAUCUGAAUUAUCCCUGUAAGUGCUGAAUGUAUUUGAAGCAGCUUCAAAAUGUUAUGUAAUGUCUAUCUUUGAAUUUGAAUUGAAUUUGCAUGAGUUAAAGCCAAUGUUAAGUGAAAUAACUGGAUUUUGUUGGAAGAUUUGAAACUGAAUUAAAUAAAAGCUCUAUGCUACAAAGUCAUCUCAUUAUGAAAUUGAAACUGUAAAUAUUACAUUGAAUAGGUUUAACAGUAAUAUUGUUUCCUGGAAUAUGAUAGUUAUUGUAAUAUAACCAGUGGCGGUUCUAGACCAAAUUACUCCCCGGGCGAGCACCCCUCCAAUGCCCCCCCCCCCCCCCCCCCCCCCCACACACACACACACACACACCACACACACACACACACACAAAAAGAGAUAGAAUUUUGAACAGAUAGUUUUGUAUUACUAUGUAGUAUUAUUAUUAUUAUUAUAACAACAAAAAUAAAAUAUUUCUCAAUUGCAGAAAUCCUUCAAUAGAAAAAAACACAAUCCUGAGGGCCAUUUUGAGAAGGGCCCCCAGAUCCUGAGGUUUUCUGAAGUGUUGAGGUUUACAAAAAAGCUGCUAUCUCUGCCUCUGUAGUAGAUAGAAACAAAAUUCAAAAAGUAUUUGAGAGCUUAAACAUGUGGCUUUCAAGAAAGCUCUCUUUUAGUUUUGCGAACCUUUAUCACAUUUUUGAAAACCUUGAACAAACAAACUUAAACGAAAUAAAGCGGCUGUAUAAAUAAAAGUAAAGGCUCUGCACUGGAGAAUGACAAAUAAUUUGUUUUCUGUAAAACAAGUGGCAGUCAUGAUAAAGUGUCCAUUCAAUACAAAUGUAAAUAUAGAAAAUAAGGUGUUGAAAGGGUAUACAGCUGCCCCAGUAUAGUGCCAGUACAAAAGCAGAACUAAAAACUAAAAAAUGAAUAAAUAAAUACGUGGCUGACAGUGUGUUCAUCUCUGUUCUCACCCAAAGUCAUGCAACACUCACAGAAAACGCUGAUAGUGGGCAGGGGACAAAAUCCCCCUCUGGAGCAGCAUGUAGCUUUAGCGUUUACCCGUGCGGUGACGCGCCUCUUUUGGCUCAAAUACGGGACGUCCCGGCUAAUGCUGGAUGGUCGGCCAUCCUAUUAAUUAGCAAAGGCUUCAGAGAAGUUUUAGAGCACCAAAAUCUUACAUUGUAGCAGAGCUCUGGUUGUAAUUUUUUCUACAUUCAUAUCUUCCUUCUUAAGUGUGACCCUCCUUGAAUAAUACAUAGGAUGUGUCGACUAGGUCGCUUCAAGUCGCGUUUGGUCUGAACGCGGCUAAGAGUUUCUUGCGGAGCCUCUCCCUCUGGGUCAGACUCUGGCUCAAACUGGUAGGGUUGUACGAGCGAUCUUCUUGCAGCCAUGACCGAGCCAGUGUAAACAUUAGCACAUGGCUAUCGGAGCACAGCCACAGCCCCUUCCAGAGAGAUGGGUGUAAAGUGGACGUGGCUUAGGUGCAGCUCAUUUCAUUAAAGAGACAUGGCCAAAAACGGAGGAUUUUAAGCGGAGCUGUUUUUAGCUGAUAAAAAGAGCACUAAAAUAAUUGAUCCAAAUCGAAUUUUGACCGAAGGACGUCACAGACAUGCUUUUAACACACCAGGGGACUAUUUUAAGUUGUGUGAAAUUGGCAUGCCAUGGGACCUUUAAAUCAUCACAUUACAUUUUUUAGAGAAUGGAUGUUGUUGUGCAGUGUAUGACAGCCUACUCCUUUAGAAUUAAAACUGACUGCUGGUCAUAGUGCUGUCACAGGUUUGAUAAAUGUGUAAUCCAUAAUUCUGCAGCCGUUGGAGUUAAAUAGCCUAAAUUAUAAAGUUGUAAAGGUGGUGUCAGUAAAGUGCCCCCACCACCACCACCACCACCACCAUUUGGAAUUUGCACCACGUACAUAUGCAAUCAAAACUAAACACUGGUUUCUUUCCCAUCGUUGUUUGUCAAGCCCUGCCAAUCACUGGUAUUGCUCUGUUACUGGGUAACAAUAUAGCCAGUGGUAAAGUGACUCCUGCGCUGGAAGUGUUGGAUUCCCCUCAACGCAUCAAAGCUGGUAAUGAAACACAUGCAAAUUCCGAUUUAUACCCUGUUUGGGCAGUCACUCGCGCCCAAGCACUCAAAGAUAAAAAUGAUUAUGUGUCUUUGUCUGACAGUGUGCUUAUGUCUGCUUUUUCAGAUGAUGUUAACAUGGAGAAUGAGACAGAGACUGCGGUGGUGUUUCCCUGCAAUGUUACCGCCAAGCUGGUGCACGCCACCAGCCCAGAAUAG
Messenger RNA from Xyrichtys novacula (pearly razorfish), 14959 nucleotides. The record is from the annotation of a GenBank genome assembly. NCBI's taxonomy places the organism in Eukaryota, Metazoa, Chordata, Actinopteri, Labriformes, Labridae.